Molecule: messenger RNA, 2657 nt
Organism: Hippocampus comes (tiger tail seahorse)
Lineage: Eukaryota; Metazoa; Chordata; Actinopteri; Syngnathiformes; Syngnathidae
Gene: acsl2
Product: acyl-CoA synthetase long chain family member 2
Biological process (GO): long-chain fatty acid metabolic process
Cellular component (GO): endoplasmic reticulum; membrane
Molecular function (GO): long-chain fatty acid-CoA ligase activity
Source: RefSeq, a predicted model, not a curated record
AACAGUUGAUAAUCAGCGCAAACAUUUGGAGUGAGCAGAUUCCGAUGGAUGAACGGUGAAGUAGUUUUGGAGCGCGAAGCCAUCAAGCGCGGAGUUCGAAGAUAACAGCCAUGAAUUUCCAGGAGUGGUUACAGUUACUUCGAUCCAACAUGGGACUUCAAGUUUCCGAAUCAGAUCGGGCUGGAGACUGGUGUCCGCUGUCCCUGCCUUCAUCUUUCUCGCUGUCCUCUCUGUCCUCGUUGUCCCUGCUGGGUAUCGGAGCCCUUGCCUCGCUCACCGCAUACUGGCUGGUGACCCGUCCGCGGCCCAUGCGCCCUCCCUGUGACCUUCAGGCCCAAUCUGUCGCUGUGAAUGGGGAUCCCAGCUGCAGGCGAUCAGCUCUCCUUCAAGAUGACUCGCUCCUGGAGUUCUACCAUGAUGACACCAGGACGGCUUAUGACAUGUUCCAGAGAGGCCUGAGGAUUGCAGGUAACGCACCAUGUCUUGGCUUCAGGAAGCCAGGCCAACCCUACCAGUGGAUAUCCUACACUGAGGUGGCCGAACGAGCGCAGAUGAUGGGUUCUGGUCUGUUGGCUCGAGGCUGCAAGCCCAACCCGGAGCAAUUUGUUGGUAUAUUUGCACAGAACAGACCGGAGUGGGUCAUUACAGAGCUGGCCUGCUACACUUACUCCAUGGCCUUGGUUCCUCUUUAUGACACACUGGGGCUGGAGGCCAUGGUCCAUAUUCUCCACUUGGCGGAGAUCUCCCUGGUGGUGUGCGACCGUGAAGAGAAGGCCGCUUCCCUGUUGGAGAAUAAGGAGAAGGGCGUCACUCCCAAACUCUGCUGUCUGGUUCUCUUCGACGACUUCAGCGAGGCUUUCGCCGAGAGGGCCUGUGGUUGCCAGGUGGAGGUUCUCACACUGACACAGCUCAUGGAUCUCGGAAGGCAGAACCUCAAAGAGCCUUUGCCCCCCCAGCCUCAGGAUCUGGCCGUGGUUUGCUUCACCAGUGGAACCACAGGUCCUCCUAAUCAUCCCCUGCUCACAUCACGGCAGCGUUGCCCACAGGCGGCGUCUUUUACGACCCACGCUGGUUCUUUUGUCAUCCGACAAGAAGACGUUUCCAUUUCCUACCUGCCUCUGGCACACAUGUUUGAGAGGAUGAUCCAGGUAUCCAUGUUCUGCCACGGAGCUCGAGUGGGCUUUUACCAAGGGGACAUUUCCCUCCUGAUGGACGACAUCAAAACACUCAAGCCCACCCUCUUCCCCGUCGUGCCCCGUGUGCUGAACCGCAUCUACGACAAGAUCCUGGGCUCAGUGACGUCUCCGCUGAGGCGAGCUUUGCUUCACUUUGCAGUCAGGAGGAAGCAGGCCGAGCUCAGCAGCGGCCUCGUACGCAACAACAGUCUUUGGGAUAAACUGGUCUUCAACAGGAUUCAGUCCAACUUCGGAGGAAACCUGCGCUUCGCCCUGACCGCAUCGGCGCCCAUUUGCCCCAUGGUGCUCUCCUUUCUGCGAGCUACGAUGGGAUGUCUCAUUUUUGAAGGCUACGGCCAGACAGAGUGCACGGCGGGAUGCACCUUCUCCAUGCCGGGAGACUGGACGGCAGGACACGUUGGCGCUCCUCUGCCCUGUGCUACAGUCAAGCUGGUGGAUAUCCCCGACAUGAACUACUUUGCAAAGAAUGGAGAGGGAGAGAUCUGUAUCCGCGGUCCCAGCGUGUUCCGAGGUUACUUGAAGGACCCCGAAAGGACGGCAGAAGCUUUGGACAGUGACGGCUGGCUGCACAGUGGAGACGUUGGACAGUGGCUUCCAAACGGGACGCUGCGCAUCAUUGACAGGAAGAAACACAUCUUCAAGCUGUCGCAGGGAGAGUACGUCGCCCCGGAGAAGAUCGAAAACAUUUACACGCGCUGUAUGCCUGUGCUGCAGGUUUUUGUGCAUGGAGAUAGUUUACAGUCUUACCUGGUAGGCAUCGUUGUCCCCGACCGUGAGGUUUUCGUGGCCUGGGCUAAGGAGCGAGGGUUCGUGGACUCAUAUGAGGAACUGUGUCAAACUCCUGACGUAAAGAAGGCAGUUUUGGAGGACAUGAGAGAGAUUGGCAAGGAGGCGGGACUCAAAUCCUUUGAACAAGUGAAAGACCUCCACUUGCACCCCGAGACGUUCAGCGUGGCCAACGGCCUCCUCACGCCCACGCUGAAGAGCCGACGCGCCGACAUCCGACGCUUGUUCCAGGAGCAGAUAGCCAACAUGUACGGCAAGACGGCCGUGUGAGCAAAGACGAAACGUUGGAAACACCGGGGAAGUGCCUCAAUAUACAUUUUUGACUUCACUGUAGUUUACAGACAUCUGUUCAACAUUUAACGUGUACAUUGUUAUCUAAUGGGACCAAAAGCGUUGCUCUGCUGCCGGUGUUGUACUUUCAAAAAUGGCAAAACAAGUUUUUUUGUACCCCUCAGAGACACGUUGCGUUACUUGAUGUUCUUUUCUUCCAAGUUUAUCCAAGUCUCACUUGUAACAGGCGUUUGUUGUGCAUUUCCUCAAUUUGGUUUUAUAAACCUCACUUGAUCCAUUGAAAUCAAGCGACAGAGAUGUCUGCGAUGUAAAUACGGUUUUGCUUCUAAUAAGUGGACACUACUGACUCGUUUAGUGAAAUAAAAAGCAAAUACAAACAAGAUU